GCAUUUUGUUCAGCUAUGGCGACAACAAAUGUGGAGGAGCAACAGCUGUCGGCCAAAGCCAAAGCGCUCGAGGUGCAAAAGGAGCGCAAUAUCUAUGAUAACUUUGCCACACCACUCGCUGGAACUUUUCUCAAUCUGCCGCAAGAGUCCGUCGUGCUAAAGUGCCCCGCCUGCGGCAUUAAAGAUCAGAGCGUCAUUGAAAACGAUCUUAAAUGGUGGGCCAGUGAGAUCAAUCGUAUCGUUGGUUGCCUUUUCGUAACCUUUUGCUGCUGCUGCUGCAUGGACUAUAUUGUGCCCUGCAAGCAAACCGAUCGCAGCCAUUAUUGUGGCAACUGCGGCUGCUACUUUGGGCGUGCCAUGAAGCCACGUGCCCCACUCAAAAUCAAGGCGAGCGCCAGCAAAUAGCCAUCCAAAAACCAUAUACACUAUUACAAACAACACAGAGAUCACUCUACACAUUAGCUCAUCACAGUGGUCGCUCGACAACUGGUACGCUUUGUCUCAGAGCUGAUUCUAAUUUGAGUUUCUAUACAAAAAAAAAAUUGUGUACUUUAAAUGUUACAUAUUGUUACAUAUUAAAAAUGAAAACCAA
Messenger RNA from Drosophila grimshawi, 592 nucleotides. RefSeq lists its product as uncharacterized. Lineage: Eukaryota; Metazoa; Arthropoda; Insecta; Diptera; Drosophilidae. The coding region runs from base 16 to 405 and encodes 129 amino acids. The transcript is spliced from 2 exons. The record is from RefSeq and is a predicted model, not a curated record.